UGAAGGUUUUUCUCGGCCUGUCCGUGGUCGCUUGUCGCUGAAGUCCGAGUAGAACUCCGCGAGUGCGUCGUCACAAGUUCCCCGUGGGUAGAUCGGGAAUCGGGAGUCUGGAACACGGUGUGUGAGUGCACUAGAAAGAAAACAUCCCGCUGGGAAUCGAGAACCAGGUAACUGUCGCACGAUCCUCUGACACAGUUCCACGGUAGAACCCAACUGACCAAACCAAAAUGUCCGAGUAUUGGCUAAUAUCCGCCCCGGGUGACAAGACCUGUCAGCAAACCUGGGAAACGAUGAACAACUUAACCAGCAAGCAGAACAACCUCUGCGAGAACUUCAAGUUCCACAUUCCGGAUUUGAAGGUCGGUACACUGGAUCAGCUCGUCGGUUUGUCCGAUGACUUGGGCAAGCUCGACGCCUAUGUGGAGCAGUCGACACGUAAGAUUGCCUCAUACCUGGGGGACGUUCUCGAGGAUCAGCGGGAUAAGCUGUACGAAAAUCUGCAGGCAAACAACAGUAAGUAUGGAUAUUUGCUUAAGUUUUAUAUUUAUGGGGUUUUCGAUAAU
Molecule: messenger RNA, 563 nt
Organism: Aedes aegypti (yellow fever mosquito)
Lineage: Eukaryota; Metazoa; Arthropoda; Insecta; Diptera; Culicidae
Product: V-type proton ATPase subunit C-like
Exons: 3
Biological process (GO): proton transmembrane transport
Cellular component (GO): lysosomal membrane; vacuolar proton-transporting V-type ATPase, V1 domain
Molecular function (GO): proton-transporting ATPase activity, rotational mechanism
Source: RefSeq, a predicted model, not a curated record